Molecule: messenger RNA, 3999 nt
Organism: Nylanderia fulva
Lineage: Eukaryota; Metazoa; Arthropoda; Insecta; Hymenoptera; Formicidae
Source: RefSeq, a predicted model, not a curated record
AUGAAGGGAGAUACCGCCGAGGAGCUGAGCCGCAUCCACAACGCUGUCACCGCCGCAGUCAACGCACAGGAGAGCAUCGGACGUCCUAUCAACUCGCAUGGGAUGGACCUGUUCAACCACCUGGUCGUCGAACUGUUCGACGCACGCACUCGUCUCGAAUGGGAGUCAACCACUUCAGACUCCACCGAACCACCACAGAACGAGGCACUUCUCGACUUUAUUAGUCGACGAGUAUUGACGCUCAACGCCGCACGACCGAGGAGUGUCACAAAGGGACCUGGAGAAACAUCACGAUUCGCCAAAGCGCACGUCACGAAGCACCAAGGCGCGGAUUCACCUCACUGUGCACUGUGCCGUGAAAACCAUACCUUGAUGACGUGCAAAAGCUUCAAGGCCAAGACUGCGGUUGAGCGGAAAACGUUCGUGGAGACCAACCGACUGUGCUUCAACUGCCUAGGCAAUCAUUUCUUAGCACGGUGUCAGUCAAAAAAGAAUUGCCUCACCUGCAACGCACGACACCACACCAUGCUGCACGGGGCAUCCACAUCAACACCAUCCGCUGAGGCCACUUCACUUGCCACCACACUGGUCACUGCACGGCAAGCUAAGACGCACAAGGCCGUCCUUCUCGCAACCGCUCGCGUCAAGGUCGCUGAUCGAUACGGAUCACCACACGAGGUUAGAGUCUUGAUAGAUCAGUGCUCCGAGGUGUCCAUCAUCUCUGAGGCUCUGGCUCAGCGUCUUCGGCUGCCUCGAGCUUCAACGGAUCUGUCCAUCUUCGGCAUCGGAGGGACUCGCUCUGGAUCAGCGCGUGGCAAGGUCACGAUAGACAUCACAUCUGACGUGACCAAUGCCGAGCUUCGCGUGGUGGCCUUUGUGCUGCCGCGCAUCUCAUUGCAACAAGGCACCGCUCAACGUGAAGAUCGUAGCUGGCCUCACAUCCACGGACUUCGAUUGGCCGACCCGCGCUUCCUGGAUGACGAUCCUGCGGAGUUACUUCUGGGAGCAGAAGAACGCGAGCCAGUAGCUGGGACACCGCUCACCGCCGACGAAGCCAGGUGCGAAGACUUCUACGUGCGCACGGUCACUCGCACGUCCAGUGGCAGGUACAUGGUGAGGCUGCCAUGUACUUCACCGCCGCCGACAUCGCUCAGCGAGACUCGUCGACCCGCAGAGCGCCUCCUGGAAGCCAUGGAGCGGAAGGGAGCACGAGAUCCUCGCUUCGGUGACCUCUAUCGAGAUUUCAUGGAGGAAUACGAGAACCUGCAACAUAUGGAGCGCACACGGUCCGGAGAGUCGCUGAACGCACACCUCCUCACUGGAGCCAAUCUCUUGCCAACACUCGCUGAUGUCCUACUUCGUUGGCGUUGGCAUCGGUACGUUCUCGUCACGGAUAUCGAGAAGAUGUACCGACAAAUUCUUGUACAUCCGGAGGAUCGUCGCCUGCAAACCAUCUUGUGGCGCCACACCAGCUCUGAUGACGUCCACGAGUACGAGCUGAGGACCGUGACCUACGGGCUAGCGUGUGCACCCUUUCUCGCCAUCAGGACUCUUCAUCAACUCGCAGCAGACGAAGAGGCACGAUAUCCACGCGGAGUCAAGGCACUGCGACACGACUGCUACGUCGACGACGUGGUCACCGGCGCUGAUAGCUUGGAGGACGCUAUCGACCUUCAGCAGGAACUACGGAGUCUUUGCAUGGUGCUCACCGGAGUUCCACCGGAACAUCGGCAUCAACGCAAACCGCACUCAUGGGAGGGAGAGAGUCACGCUACCUUGGGCCUCCGAUGGCAUCCGCAAGGUGACUGGUUCUCCUUCACCAUACGUCCGCGUGCAAUCACCGACUUCACGAAGCGACGAGUUUUGGCCGAGACGGCUCGACUCUUUGACCCGAUGGGGUGGCUCGCACCUGUCGUCAUCAGAGCCAAAAUUCUGAUUCAGACGACGUGGCUUCAACGGCUGGACUGGGACUCCCCGCUGCCUGAUCAGGACGCACACCGCUGGAGGCAGUUGUUGAAUCAGCUUCCUCUUCUAGAUGACAUCCGCAUAACUCGCUGGCUCAACACUGGGACCGACCAUUCACAACUGCAGCUCCAUGGGUUUGCCGACGCAUCAGAGCGAGGGUACGCCGCCGUGGUGUACAUCCGCAACGCUGCAACAGAGAAAACAUCAAUCAACCUGUUGAUGGCAAAAUCCAAGGUCGCACCUGUCAAGCAGGUGUCGUUACCUCGCUUGGAACUCUGUGCAGCAGCUCUACUUACCACGCUCAUGCUCCACGUGCGCUCUACUCUCGGUUUGACAACGACGCCAGUGCAUCUGUGGUCAGAUUCAAAGGUCACGCUCCACUGGAUUCAAGGACACAGCACCCGCUGGAAAACCUUUGUCGCCAAUCGAGUGUCUCAGAUCCAGACCCUGCUGCCAGACGCUCAAUGGAGACACAUCGCUGGACGAGAGAAUCCUGCAGAUUGUGCAUCACGCGGUGUUACUCCUGACGAACUCAUUAAGCAUAAACUGUGGUGGACAGGACCUACCUGGCUGUCAGGAGACGAGACUGCAUGGCCUUGUUCCGUCAUCGAAGCCGCAGAGGAUGACCUCCCGGAGCAGCGAGCCACCAGUUUGGUGGUCAAGGCACCGAUCACGGCCGAACCUGACCUCCUCCUCCGGUUCCCGACGCUACAAAGGCUGCUGCGAGUUACUGCAUGGUGUCGGCGAUGGCUCAAUCCGGCGAGACGCGACGUCAUACUUGGCCGCACUUUGCAUCCGGACGAGCUGGACGUCGCCUUAUUUCGAUGGCUGCGAGUGGUGCAGGCGCUCCACUUUCCUACGGACGUAGCUGCGGCCUCUGCUGGACGCACUAGUCCACCGCGAAGCCACCUAGCGAGGUUGAGUCCGGUCCUCGAUGAUCAAGGCGUGCUGCGCGUCGGAGGACGUCUCAAGCAUGCUCAGCUACCACUCGACGAAAGACAUCCAAUGAUCAUCCCGGCGGCAUCAUGGUUGACUCGGCUGGUGAUUGAUUCCUGCCACCGACGGACACUGCACGGAGGUGUGCAACUGACUCUCGGCUUGCUCCGCCUGCGUUUCUGGGUGCCCCGAGGAAGGACCACCGUCAAACAGCAGCUACACCGAUGCGUGACCUGCACUCGAUGGCGCGCCGCAACACCACAGCCUCCGAUGGGUAACCUUCCUCGGGACCGAGUAACGCCAACUCGACCGUUCCUCAGCACCGGUUUGGACUACGCGGGACCAAUCCUCCUCCGGACCAGCAAGGGGCGUGGACACCGUGCGCACAAGGGAUACAUCGCCGUCUUCGUCUGCUUCUGGUCGAAGGCCAUUCACUUAGAAGUUGUCUCGGACUACACCUCGGAGGCCUUCAUCGCCGCGCUGCGCCGCUUCAUCUCCCGCCGGGCGGCCCCGCACUUUGGUGGUUUGUGGGAGGCCGCCGUAAAGUCGACCAAGUUUCACCUCCGUCGGGUGAUCGGCGAGACCACCCUCACGUUCGAGGAGUUGAGCACACUCCUCGCCCAGAUCGAAGCUUGUCUGAAUUCACGUCCGUUACAGGCACUCUCAGAUGAUCCAGAGGACGUCUCGGCGCUGACCCCCGGUCACUUCCUCGUUGGGGCACCGCUCCUCGCCUUGCCGGAACCGUCAUUGACAGAGCAGACGGUGUCCACCUUGUCACGUUGGCGUCAUCUGCAGCGGAUGAGGGAUCACUUCUGGCAGCGAUGGUCAUCCGAAUACGUGCACGGACUCGCCCCACGCACCAAGUGGCUCAAGGAUGCACCUGCACCCCACGUCGGCGAUCUCUGUCUCGUGCGCUCCGAGAUCACCCCUCCGAGCCGAUGGCCUCUCGCUCGCAUAUUGCGUUUGCACCCCGGAGACGACGGAAUUACACGCGUCGUGACCAUCCGAACGGCCACGUCCGAGCUCGUGCGCCCACUCGUCAAGCUCGUGUUUCUUCCGGGCGUGAACGACGCGCCUACACCGCACAUUGACACAUAG